AUGGAAAUUUAUUUGGGGCAUGGUGGGCUGCCUUGUCUGGUUCUGGAAGAUGUCUAUGACUGGGAGGACGUAGACGAGCCAGUGUACGAGCCCUCCGAUGGCUCCUCAGCCAUACCGGACCUGCCUUUCCUGCACGGAAAGGAAUGCACAACCGUGGUUGACAGGUCCGGCGUCCAUUCACUCAUGAUCGGGUAUUGUAAAUGCCCGAAUGCAUGUACCCUGGACAAGCAAUUGUUUGCGAUGGGAAUGUUUCCGGCAUCUUUCAGUCGCCCAAAGUCAGCAUUCACGUUUUCAGUACUGGAUGGCUUUCUGCUAGAUAACUUGGAAUGUGGAACAUCAGCCAUUAAUUACUACAGCAAAUUAAGGAGAAAAACAUCCAGCAUAUUUCCCCACUUGGUCCCGGACUGGUACAGAGAAUUGAUGCGAGUGGGACGGCAAUGGCGUCAACUAAAGCUUCUCAAAUGGAAUGGAUUAGCUCAUGAGAAGAGACAGCCAGCAUCUAGUGAACUUGCUCUUUUCUGCCCGGCGUGUCCACAACCCAGAAUAAAUGUGCCACAGCUGGAUGAAAGAGACAGAAACGAUCCGGAAUGGUUAUAUGCUAGAUCAUUGGUCAUGGAUGGUAAUUUUAAAGCUGAACAUUUGCACCCUACUCGUCCGGAAGAUGAAGUUUGGCUGACCGAUGGCAUGUGCUUCAUGGUGACCAGAGACGAAUACAAGGCACAUCUCGCCGGUGCCAAAGACCAUGUUCAAAUACAAAUAAAUAUGGACUACGCUCUUUGUCAUGCUUUGAGUCAUCACACCAAAGGACUAACUCGAGCCCUGACAUUCUAUGACAUCAAUUGCCAGUAUAACAAGUAUUUCCGGCAUAGGGUAAAUGAAAGCUUACACUUGAGCAUCCCUGCCGGUAUGGAGAUCAUACUGGGAAUAGGACUGUGGCAUGUCCACGGCCAUCAGGACAAGUGCUAUGUUAGGUAUGCAUCAACCUUUAUCACUGGAGCAGCUAGAAUAGAUGGGGAGAUUAUGAAGACAUUAUGGGCGCCCCUAAAUGUCAUCUCUCCUUCUGCGAGAGGCAUGUCCACCCUGCAUCGACAAGAGUGUCUUGACUACCAAAUGAAUGACUCAAAUUUUAUGAAAAUGAUCAAAAUGAGUGGUUUUCUAUAUUGGAAAUAUCGAGAGGCUGUCAAGGGAGUUUCCGAAAGCAUGGCAGCAUUUCAGAAGCUCAAUGAUGCUGCUGAUCCAAUCGUAGUGAAAAAAUGGGAAGAACAGGAUCAACAAGCACAGAUGCGGCGAAUAGCGGAUCCUUCGGCAAUGGAUGUAUUUGACGUGCAGCUCCAAAAGGCACCAACACGGAAACAACAAGAGCUGGCCUUGCUGUCUCGGGUUGGUCGUGGAGUAGCAAACGCGCAACGGGGUGCUGCCACAUGGAUCGCAUCCAGCAUCACAAUUGAAGAGCUGCAGAUAUCUUUGUUGAUGGACAUAAGGAGGUUGGGAAAACAUCCCACUGAAACGCAACACUUGGAGAUUGGGAGACGCUGGACAAAGCUGCAGAAUCAGAUAGAUGAAUUUACCAUUGCUGCAGUCACUCAUCUCGGGGAGGACUUUGAUCUGGAUGACAACAUCCAAGAUAUGGAGGUCGAUUUCAUAGAUCAUUCAGAGCAAGAAGGAGACGGUGAUACUGACGGUGAACUCAAUCCUCAUGAAGAUCCGCGAUGCAAUGUCUUCUGUCCCAAAAAUGUCCUAUUACCUCUCCCAUCUAAUAUCAGCAUACAAAGAUGUACUAAGCUAGGGGUCGUCCACCUUAUUGGUCAGGAAAUUGCACUUUGGGAAGGGCAGGCUAAUGACGCCCUGCAAGCAAUCAGAGUGCUUCUAGCGGACAAGGCGGUGCUCUUCCGCACCACUGUCCGUCCGGCAAAAUCUCAGGUUAAGGUGACUAGAGCAUGGAUGCAGGUACAUUCUGUGGAAAGGGUAAUCAGACUACACGCAAUGAUCUAUGCCAAAUGCCGAGCCCAACUUGGCCAUCUACAAGCUCACACUCUACUAAAGAAAUAUCUUCGGAUGGAGAAAUGUCAUCUCAAAGCAACUGCUGCUGUUGCUGAUCCGAAUGCCCGGGGACAAAGAAACUCUACACUUCCGUGGUUCUGGUCUCUCAAUGUACAAGGUGAUUCGGUUAGCAACAAUUGGAUGAAUGAAUGUGCGUCACCAUCCAGUGAUCAUGCUGACCAUACCAUGACCGAAAUUAGUCUAUAG
Molecule: messenger RNA, 2247 nt
Organism: Suillus discolor
Lineage: Eukaryota; Fungi; Basidiomycota; Agaricomycetes; Boletales; Suillaceae
Exons: 5
Coding region: 1-2247 (748 amino acids)
Source: RefSeq, a predicted model, not a curated record